This is a messenger RNA of Cylicocyclus nassatus, 618 nucleotides long. Lineage: Eukaryota; Metazoa; Nematoda; Chromadorea; Rhabditida; Strongylidae. The record is from the annotation of a GenBank genome assembly.
AUGUUAGGCUGGGAGUUGGCACGGGGGGGGGUUGAACCGAAAGUUCGUUCAGAACGAAGUUGGAAAGGAAGGGAAUUAUGGGCAGCACUAGCUAGAAAUUCGUCAUCAAAUGUGUCAACAAAAGAAUCGACCAGAUUCUGUUCCACUUUAUAUGAAGUGCAGAUCAGAUAUCUACUGGCCUUUCUGAAUAUCAAGACUCGAGCAGAGCGAUUUGUUGCCUAUGGAAGCACUUUCCAAAUCGACUAUACACUUCUUGUGAUCGGACUAAUCGUCUCCAUACUUCUGUCUAUUCUUCUUUCAUUCUUCUGUUGUCUGCUGUGCAAUGGCUGUUGGCUGCAUCGUCGUCGUAAUCCACAAAUGUACGAGAGUGUUCACGAAAGCGGAUGGUAUCCACUCUGUUGCGGUCUGGGAAUCCCAAUGGGGACUGUGGUGUUUUCCACACAUCCACCACAAUAUCGCGAUGAUAAUGAAAUGUACCAUGGAUCGUCCACGUCCAGUCUGCCAUCAUCCAAGCAAAGAGUGCGCUUUAAUCCAGAUGGCACUCCACGAGGCCCUCUUAAACCAAAUUUCUUCACAUGGAAACCCAUUCCAGAUAUUCCAACAAAGCUAUUCGGAUAA